Molecule: messenger RNA, 2393 nt
Organism: Oncorhynchus tshawytscha (Chinook salmon)
Lineage: Eukaryota; Metazoa; Chordata; Actinopteri; Salmoniformes; Salmonidae
Product: protein capicua homolog
Exons: 2
Coding region: 444-2393 (649 amino acids)
Source: RefSeq, a predicted model, not a curated record
GGCCAGCUGUUAGUGGUUCAUUCACCAUUUUGAGACUGUAGUGGAAAAGGGACCCAGAUCUUUUUCUCUUUUUUUCCAUCCCUGUUUGAGUUGCUCUGGGAAAAAUACAUGUUUUACGGAGGGAAAUUAAAGUGCGAGCCCGGACCACACAGUAGCAACCGCCAGCCGAGGGAUGUUACCCGCGAGCGUGCAAGCUUCCUCAUCUGCAAAAUAGGAUCGUACAUGUUUCUAUUGCCAACUGAAUUUUUCUGUUUGGUCUGAUUUUCAGAAGAACAAGGAAGGAAAAAGGGCAGUGAAAAAGAGAGCAGAAGACCAGGGGGCGAACGGAAAAGAAAGAAGAAGAAGAAACAGGGUAAAAAUAAGACGAGCCAAAGAAAGGAGAGCAACCGUCAGCACUCACCCCACAGAGUAUAAAGGCAGAAAGGAAAAGACGAGGUGAAGAGAUGAAGCCACUAAAGAGACAGAGGGGAUGCUCUCCCCCCUCCACGCGGGCCAAAGGGGGGAAGAAGAGAGGGCCGACAGAGACCCCCCCAGAGAGGGACAACAGGAACAAACUCAGGAAGGAGAACCAAGACGGACAGCCUCAAUCCACGACCCCCGCCCACUUGCUACGGAAACAAUCCAGAACCUCCUCUGACAGCUCUCAGCGGGAGCCAAUCAGAGGCAGUGAAACCCCAAAGAAGGAGGGACCUAGAGAGCAGGUGCUGCCAAGGCAACCUGAAGAUAAAGAGAAGACCGAGGACAGCAGAGGGGGGGUUGGGGGGAAACCAGGGGGGCCUAACAGCACCCCCACCUCCUCCCAUAACAACAUCCUCACCAUCCCCACCCCCACUACCAGUCCCAGCCCUACCUCCAUGUCCAGUAGGAAAACAGCCACCUUCAAGGCCAGAGUCCCCAAGAAGAAGUACAUUGCUGAACACUAUGCUGGUAGCAAUGCGCCCAGCCUCACCUUCACCCCUGCCCCCAUGCACAACAGCCACAGUAACUACAGUAGUACUAGCAGUAGUAUUAACAUCAUCAACAGCAGUAGUACUAACAGUAAUAACAGUAGUAAUACCAUUAGUAACAGUAGUAGGACCAACACUACUAUUAAUGGUAUUAACAGUGGUACUAAUAGCAUUAGUAACAGCAUUAGUAACAGCAUAAGUAACAGCAUAAGUAACAGCAUUAGUAACAGCAUUAGUAACAGCAUUAGUAACAGCAUUAGUAACAGCAUUAGUAACAGCAUUAGUAACAGCAUAAGUAACAGCAUUAGUAACAGCAUUAGUAACAGCAUUAGUAACAGCCAUAGUAGCAGCUCAGUCAGCCACUCGUUAGCCCCCAGUGUGUCCAAUGAGGAGAGGAUGGUAACCGCUAGCAGCCACAGCCAUGGCCCGGGGGAACAGGGAAUGACAGGGGCCUCCAUAGGGCCCAACAAUGGUACUGUGGCCCCCCAGGACAGAGAAAGAGACCCCCAGGGUGGUGAGACAGAGGCAGAGGGGGCCCCUAACUCAGUACGCUCCGUAUCCACGGAUACAGCCAGUGAGCACGAUCUGGAGGUGAACUCCCAGCCCAGUACCAGCCCUGCUAGAGCCCCCUACCAUGGCAGCCUGCCCCCUUACUCUGCUACUACCUCCCAGCCCGGCACCGGCCCCAACCAGAGCCACAGAAAGGGCAGUCUGUCCGGGGCGGAUGCUCUGGCCAAAGGCCUGAAGAACCAGAGAGUUCUAGCCCGCUGUCGAUGGAGAGACAGACUUAACGGAGAGCAAGGUGGGAGGGAGAGAGAGAGGGAUGGACCCCUGUCUCCUAUGUUCAGGACUGGGGUGGUGCGGCGGGUGAGUGGGGGCAGCGCUGAUAUCCAGCUGCAGGGGGAGGAGGGGAUACUCUGUUACCCCUUUCAUGGGGGGACCGCACACCCGGAGUGGGAGGAGACGAGCGUGGAGUUCAUCCUGGACGCCCCUCCACCCGGCACGGCGUCCGUGGCCAUCGGGACACGCGUAUGUGUGCCUUUCGGAGGGGGAGGGGGGCGAGAUGGGGGUGAACAGGGGACACCUCAGCUAUACAGAGAAGGGGUGCUGUCCCAGGUAGACCCCCACCCUGCCGUGUCGUUCCCCUACAGGGUGCUACUGUGUGAGGAUCUAGAGGUGCUGGAGAAUGGAGGGAGGGAGGAGGAGGGAGGGAUGGAGGAGAAGAGGAGGAGGGCGCAGGCCCAGGCUGUAUGGGUGUCCAGACAGAGCCUGAGGCUGCUGACUCCCCCCUGGGAACUGCCUCACCCAGACAGGGAGAGAGAGAGGGAGAGAGAGAGGGAGGAGAGGGAGAGGAGGGAAGAGAUGGAGGUGGAGAGGGAGGUGUGCCAGCUGAGUAUUGGGAUGGCGCUGGGUGGGCCGAUGGGAGGGGGUGAGGUUGGUGCAUAG